This is a messenger RNA of Serinus canaria (Common canary), 4334 nucleotides long. RefSeq names its product coiled-coil domain containing 102B (gene CCDC102B). The transcript has 7 exons. NCBI's taxonomy places the organism in Eukaryota, Metazoa, Chordata, Aves, Passeriformes, Fringillidae. The record is from RefSeq and is a predicted model, not a curated record. The coding region runs from base 109 to 1302 and encodes 397 amino acids.
AGUACAGUGCAGAUGAGAAAAGGAUGCAGGAAAUUCUGUUGUUUACACAUGUGUCUGUUGCACUGAGAAGCAAGAGGAGCCCAGCAAACUCAGAAGGAGUGAAAUUAGAUGAUGAAUCAAAACAUGAAUUUAGACUCCAUUCAGAAACAAAUGGAAGAGAUAGAGAUUUUUGGGAGCCAACCAGCACAACCUGAUGAAUUAGAUAGAUGUUGGCAACCAGGUGACCAUCUGUUUCAUUCAAAUUGUCCAUCUCAAAGUUUCUACCCAAAUUCACCUCAUUAUGCACAUAUGCAUACAAGUUUCAGCAGUGAUUGGGAAAUUUUUGAAGCAGUAAAAAUUCAGGAACUGGAGGAAGUCAAAGCCAGAGCUGCCCAAAUGGAGAAGACCAUGCGCUGGUGGUCAGAUUGCACCGCUAAUUGGAGGGAGAAAUGGAGCAAAGUGAGAGGAGAAAGAAAUAAAGCACGAGAAGAAGCAAGACAAUUGAGAAUCAAAUUAGACAGUGUCAUAAAAGAGCUAAGUGUGCUUAAAAAAAUAAAUCAGGAUUUAGUAAGUGAGAAGGAAAACUUAGAAAAUGGAACUGCUUGGAAAACAGAAUGCCAUUGCGCAGAAACAUCCUAUAUUCAAAAAGACCAAAGCCUGUCAAUGUUUCUGGAACCAGAACCUCCAAAAGACCUAAGCAAAAUCAUCAAAAUUCCUGGUGCAGAAGACACAAAGAAGGAUGUAAACAAAGACCAAAGCAAUGACAAUAAAAAAAUCACCCCAAAGCCUCCCGAUUUCUUCCCCAAUGGACUUCCCAGCAUCUAUUUGGAGGAACCCAAAAUAACUUUGGGCACUACAGCUAAGACAACAGAGAAUGAUUUAAUACAUGUAUCAGUCUUAAAUUUGCAUUUGGCUGAGAUGAGGAAAAUCCUACAGAAGGAAAGAGAAAUGAAUGUAUUUCUGGAGAAAGAGAUGGAAAAGAUGGAAAAUGAAUUAUUUCUUUGGAAAUGGAAGUAUGAAGAACUGAGACAAUCCAAGCUGGAAAGCCUGAAACAGAUGGAAAGAAUGCAGUGUGAGAAUGCCUCUGAAUGGGGAAAGAGAGAGCGACUAGAAGCAGAAAAACAUAGUUUGGAAGAAGAGACCAGAAAACUCAAAAUGAAGAGGAAAGGUGUGAGAGAGCAGCUGGGUGGGCAUCUGGAAUUCAGCCAAGGUCAUCCCAUCAUAGUGUCAGAGAAUAAAGAGGCAGAAGGAAGUGAACACAGGAUUUGGGACCAGGCAAAUUUCCUUGUCUGUUGUUGGAGACUGUGCCACGACAGUGAGUGAAGAUUUGGGAGAUCACCACAAAGCCCUGCAGCAACAAGUCUAACAGCAAGGAGGAGAGGCCAACAUUGCUCAUAAAGACAUACAAGAAAGUGUCAUUGAAGAAGUGCAUGCCAGAGAUAUACAGGAAUACUGUAUGCAUUGUUUCUAUGUAUUCCUGAUUUUUUUAUAAGAACGAAGGAAAAUAUGCUGGAGUCAGUGUGCGUAUUUCUAGAAGUUAUGUUGGCCAUUGUCAUUCCUUUCCAGUUUUUCUAACUGUUCUCUUCUAAAGCAAAAGGUGGACAUUUAAUUAAAAUAUUUUAUAUUUUUCCUUUGGGAAAAAGGACUUUAAAAUGUGCAUGGUCUAUUCAAGAGGUUCACAUUCUGUCCUGGGAGGGCGUUGAGUCUGAAAUGGAAGUCAGUGGCUUGUUUCUUGCUUUGCUUGUGUGUUUUACUCUCAUAAAGUGGUGGAAAAAAUACCUGCAUCACAGGACCCCCAGUUCUACUAGGGUGACAUGUGUAUUACACUUUUCUUUCAUUAAAAAAAAAGAUUAAAAAAAAAUUAUGUUAAAUACCCAAAAAUUAUCACAUACACAUUUAGAUUAAAGAAAUAUCCUUUUCCUAUGUGUUUCUUAAACCCAUAGCAAAAUUAAUGCAUCUCAAAUUUACCGUAUUGUCUACAUAUCACAUUUUUAUUUAAAUUUUACUUUAUUAAUUGUCCAUGAAAAAGAAUUGUAAAUGUCACGUGGGAAGUAACAUAAAUAAGAUAAACUGGAAAAGCAAAUUUUGAGAAUUUUAGAAAAUUCACAAUGUAUAAAAACAUCAGCAACUUUCAGCCAUCAAGGGAGACAUAAAUUAUAAUUUUGUUUGCCAUGUGCAAUUGAUAAUGAGUAUAUGCAGAUUCUAUUUCCCAAGGAUUGCUGUAAUUGCUCAGCAACAUGUUUGUUUCAUUCUUUAUAUCCCUAUAAACUGAAAACACAUCUUAGGGCUCUAGUUGUAUUUAAAGCUAUGUCCUAUUUAAGAGGGGGUUGUUAGAUCUCUUGAUUUCUUUUGUAACUGGGACCAUACAAAAAGUGAAAAACAUUCAAUAUUAUUGAUUACACAGGAGUCACAUUUUUCCCAGGAAUUCUCUGAGCUGCAGAUGCUUGGAAGCUAGGAACAAAAUGUUCUUAUGACCUUCUCUGAGCUUCAGGCUGCUGGCAGAAUUUUCUGUGUUUUGACUAUAUUUAUAUAUUCUUAACCCUUUUGCAUGAACUAAUUUCAGCCACUACCCCUCAGUACACACUAAGGGAUAUUCAGUCAGGGAAUUCUGUCUUUGUUUCCAGUAGCUGAUUCACAAGCUCAUCAACAAGGCACAGAGAUACUGGGAGACAAUUUAUUUUUAAUUGGAGUUUAAACAUGUAAUACUUACAAGAAUUGACAAUAAAAUAAGAUUCAUAAUUUUUUUUUCUAAUUCAAACUUCCUCCCUUUAUUAGCUCACUGGUUCAAGGUUUUAUAUUAGACAAAAGAUCUCUGGUCUUGUUCCAUGCAUUGUGAGAUGGCACACUGACUUUCUCUAAAACUCCAUCUGCUUUUCUUAUGCCAGUGUCUUCACGAUGUCACAGUGUGUGAAAUGGCUGCAUUGAAAAUGUUGAUGUGAACAAUAGAAAUGGAAAGUGCAUAAUUAUUGAUUUUUAAGUGCUGUAGCAGCCAAAUGUGCUUCUAUGGUUACACUGGAGCACUUGAAAAAAUGGCAACGCAACAGCUUACUGAUAAAAGCUUGUAUCCUUUAGAUAAACUUUAGAGAUAAGACCUUUCUCUUUUUUUCCCUCUGACAAGCCAUUAGAAACAUAGCUCUUUUAGAGAUUAAAUAUGGCUUCAGCACUGACCAAAAUACCUAUAAGCUCCAGAGUAUUUUUUUUUAAGCCCAUGCUAGUAAGUGUGCAAAAAUCAAGUCAAAUGGUUAUUAGGAAUUACUGGGGAAAUUGGGAUUCUGUCUUUUCUCUCUUUAUUUCUAAAUCUGUAGGAAAAACAAAUAACGCUUAAUUGGUGCUGGAGAACAUUUCUGUGCUAACAGCUUGGUAGUGUAACAUGGACAGUGAGGGAAGCUAGUUUCUGCUGCUCUUCCUAACUCUACCAUAAGCCCUUUCAUAUGUGUUCACUGUAUUAUACUACCUAGCAGGUGGGAUGCACCUGGCUGGUCAAAAAGUCAUGGUGACAAUAAAAUAUCACCACAUGAUGGUAGUUUUAAAAUUUAUAUUUCAGAAGGUCAGUACAGUAUCUUUUCUUUCUCAUGAGAAAAUUUUAAUUUCUUUUGGGGUAGUUAAUAUUGAAAUUUAUCCCACACAUAUCUUUCUGAUCACUUAUUGAUCAUAUUUUACUUUCAGGCACCUUCUGAAUAGCACUUUAAAAAUUUUCUUUCUUGCCUCUCAUAGAUCACAUAAGAUGCCUUAAUUUUUCAUGAUUUCUCCCUAUUGCCUGAGACAGAGAAAACUCAGCCACUUCCAUUAUCUAAAUAAAAUAUUUAUCUCAUCUUUAUAUACACAGAGAACUUCAGAGGCCUCUCUGAAGAAGUAAACCCAUAAUUUAGUCACUUGAAAGUAAGUCAAAAUAGGAUGAUGUAUGAUUACCCUGGCUAGAGUUGAGAAUGUGUGAGAAUGCUAAUUUAUGACCUUUCCAUAAUAAUACUAGAAUGUUUCUUGAUCUUAAAUAUACACCUAUGAUAUCUGCUAUAUACCAAUGUUCCCACCCAUUCCUCCUCACAUUUUCCAUGUGGGAAGUGAAGGUACACACAUUUGUGCAGAAAUGAUUUGCUCAAGGUCACCAAGCAUAAUUAUAGGAAAGCCAAGAAAACUAACCUUAAAUCUGGUAGCAAAUAAUUGAGCUGUUCAUAUUUUGAGAUGAAUCAUGCCUAAAAUAGUGGAAAAAAUAGUCUUUGUUAUUUUCCUUUGUACAAUAUUAAAUAGCAUGAAUCUUUUAUGUGGAUCAAUUUUACAAACUGAUUGUAAACACAUUGACAGAAUGACAUGGAAAUAAUUUUCACGAUGCUCAAUUAAACCUUGUUUAAUACCAUAAA